This is a messenger RNA of Ziziphus jujuba (common jujube), 1130 nucleotides long. Its product is annotated as B-box zinc finger protein 19. Gene Ontology annotation, cellular component: nucleus. Lineage: Eukaryota; Viridiplantae; Streptophyta; Magnoliopsida; Rosales; Rhamnaceae. The coding region runs from base 236 to 874 and encodes 212 amino acids. Gene Ontology annotation, biological process: regulation of DNA-templated transcription; photomorphogenesis. The record is from RefSeq and is a predicted model, not a curated record. Gene Ontology annotation, molecular function: zinc ion binding. The transcript has 6 exons.
UCUUUCUGCUUCUGCUCCUGAGAAAAAUAGAGAGAGAGAGAGAGAGAGCGCGGAGUCCGAUAUUCUUUUGACUCUGUUUGGGUUUUUUUGUUUUUUUGUUUUCACUUCCAUUUUUCUUUUCCUCUUUUUUCAUCGAUUUUUCUUUCUAUAUUUCUGUCUGUGUGUAAGUAUGGCGGCGUUGAAGCAGAGGAAGGAGGAAUGAGAAGGAGGGGAGUGAAAGUUUUCACAACAAAGAAUGCGAACGCUUUGCGACGUCUGCGAGAGCGCCGCUGCGAUCCUCUUUUGCGCCGCAGACGAGGCCUCUCUUUGCCGUUCUUGCGACGAUAAGGUCCACAUGUGUAACAAACUUGCCAGCAGACAUGUACGAGUUGGUCUGGCUGACCCCAGUGAUGUUCCCCGUUGUGACAUUUGUGAAAAUGCACCCGCCUUCUUUUACUGUGAGAUAGAUGGUACUUCCCUUUGCCUUCAAUGCGACAUGGUUGUACAUGUUGGUGGUAAGAGAACCCAUGGUAGAUAUCUCCUACUCCGGCAGAGAGUUGAGUUUCCAGGUGAUAAGCCUGGCCAUUUAGAAGAGCUAGGGCUACAACCUCUUGAUUCUAAUGAUGUAAGAAGGGACCGAAUUCAGCCUAGUAAGUUCACAGCUAGAGAGAAUCAGCAGAAUCACAGCGUCUCCCCUGUUCCAGUUCUAGACAAUAACAUCAAUAGUGAUGGCAAGAUGGAGAACAAAUUGAUUGAUCUUAAUGCCAGGCCCCAAAGAAUUCAUGGGCAAGCUUCAACUAACCAGGAACAGGGUAUGGACGUUUUGAGUGGCAGUAAUCAUGAAUCUGCAAGUGUGGUUCCUGUUGGAUCAUUUAAAAGAGAGCCUGAAAAAUGAUAAGAGAUGGUGAUGGCAAAAAAAUUUCUGUACCAUCUUUCCACUUAACAAAAUUAAUGGCUUCCGUUCUUCUUCACACAUUUCUCUUAGGUUUUUAAUUUUCACGUUCUGUCUCUUUCAUUCCUUGUGCAAAGUUGAUUAGAUGAAGAGAGAUUUUACCACUGUACCAACAACAGUUAGCUUGUUAUAAAAUUUGACCUAAAUUGUUAGUUUUCUGAAAGUCUCCAAUUAAAAUAAAGAUGUUAAUGUUGGUCCC